UCCUGUCCUCUGGGCUCAAGCCACCGCCCUCCAGGGCCUCAGUAGCUGCCCGCCGCUUCGGGAGCCAGAGGUACUUGGGUCUCAGGGACAAGGCAGAGGGCAGGGGGAUUUCGUUGGGAUCUGGAGCAACCCUGUUCCAGGCCGGAAAGGGAGGUGGGCUUGGCAGGCCUGAGCAUGAGAGGACAGUCCAUAAAUUCCUGUUCGCACAGAAGAUCAGCUGCUCACCCAGUGCACAUGUUCAGGAUGCCUGCAGGCUGCUAGGACCCCCAACCUCCUUGUCAUGGACUGCCCAGGCUGGUCAGUAGCUCUUUAACCUGGAGAGAGUUCAGCAAGGUUGGCUCAAUGGGAUGAUAAUUCCAAGUGUCCUGGGAGGGACUCAGUUCUCAGCUUCCAGUAGCAUCUACCUGACUGGGUCUACUGUGACCUCUUCCCACUCCAAACUGCUGGUUCCCAAUGUCAAAAUAACACAAUUGGCCGGGUGGUAGUGGUGUAUGCUUUUAAUCUCCCCACUCAGGAGGUUGAAGCACAUGGAUCUCUCUGUCAGUUUGAGGCCAGCCUAGUCUCUGGUCUAAAGAGCAAGUUCUGGGACAUCAUCAGGGCUACACAGAGAAAGCCUGUCUCCAAAAACAAACAAACAAAGAACAAACCAGAUGCAACUGUCCUCUGGAGUGGCCAAGGGCCUGGGAGGUGUGACUGCAGCCCAGAGCAUACAGCAGACAAGUCAAUCCUUAUGGGCAUCUCCCGUUCGGAUCUGGAGGAGACCAUGUCCAAGCCCCCCGACUGCCUGCCUCGGAUGCUCAGGGGCACGCCCAGACAGCGGGUCUUCACCCUCUUCAUUAUCAGCUUCAAGUUCACCUUCUUGGUCUCCAUCCUGAUCUAUUGGCACACAGUGGGUGCACCCAAGGACCAAAGACGACAGUACAGCCUGCCAGUGGACUUCCCCUGCCCCCAGCUGGCCUUUCCUAGAGUCUCUGCCCCAGGCAACAUCUUCUUCCUAGAGACCUCCGACAGGACCAACCCCAGCUUUCUGUUUAUGUGUUCUGUGGAAUCAGCUGCCAGGGCACACCCUGAGUCCCAGGUGGUGGUGCUCAUGAAAGGGCUGCCUAGGGACACUACCGCAUGGCCCCGGAACCUUGGCAUCUCUCUCCUGAGCUGCUUUCCCAAUGUCCAGAUACGACCUUUGGACCUGCAAGAACUGUUUGAGGACACGCCACUGGCAGCCUGGUACUUGGAGGCACAGCACAGGUGGGAACCCUACCUGUUGCCGGUGCUGUCUGACGCUUCCAGGAUCGCACUCCUCUGGAAGUUUGGUGGCAUCUACUUGGACACAGACUUCAUCGUCCUCAAGAACUUACGCAACCUGACCAACAUGCUGGGCAUCCAGUCCCGCUACGUCCUCAAUGGCGCCUUCCUAGCCUUCGAGCGUAAGCACGAGUUCCUGGCACUGUGCAUACGUGACUUUGUGGCCCAUUACAAUGGUUGGAUUUGGGGCCACCAGGGCCCCCAACUGCUUACCCGAGUCUUCAAGAAGUGGUGUUCCAUCCACAGCCUGAAGGAGAGCCGAGCUUGCCGCGGGGUCACUGCCCUGCCUCCCGAGGCCUUUUACCCCAUCCCCUGGCAGAACUGGAAGAAAUACUUUGAAGACGUCAGCCCCGAGGAGCUAGCCCAGCUGCUCAAUGCCACCUAUGCUGUUCAUGUGUGGAACAAGAAAAGUCAGGGUACACAUCUAGAGGCCACAUCCAGGGCUCUGCUGGCUCAGCUACAUGCCCGCUACUGCCCUACGACGCACAGAGCCAUGACGAUGUACUUGUGACGGCCCUCCAGGCACAAGUGAUGUCAUAUCAACAUUGUUACCAGAGAGGCAAGAUGAGCAGCCAGGAAAAGAGGGCCCUGAGAUGCUUCUGUUGACCAGAGGAGACCGAGCUGGCCCGGGGAACAUGUGCCACUUCCACACCUGCCCCUCCAGGCCAGAGGGGGACUGGUGGAUACACUUUGUCCAGUGUUCUAGGCUGACCAGUGAUUCCAGAAUCACAGCAUCUGGGACCUUCACGGGCUAGAUCACAAGAAUGCCAAAGAGCUCUAAGGUAGCUGGAAGACAGUUGGUUAGAGGUGGGGUCAUUUGCGGAGCUCUGGAAAACCUGUGUUGAAAUGCUAGUGGGAGAGGAUCUAGCUCCAUCAGACUCCUGAGCCCAAGGAGAGGAGCAGAGCUCUCAGGAAACACCAUCUUCCCUCCCCUGGGACACUGCAUUGAAGCUUUGUCACAGCCCGUUCCAGCGCUCAGGGAUGGGGAAAUUCUUUAGGUUCCUGUUGUAGACACUGGGGGCUGUAAUAAAAGUGACUCAGGAGCA
Messenger RNA from Rattus norvegicus (Norway rat), 2348 nucleotides. Lineage: Eukaryota; Metazoa; Chordata; Mammalia; Rodentia; Muridae. The record is from RefSeq and is a predicted model, not a curated record.